Messenger RNA from Solanum stenotomum, 1568 nucleotides. RefSeq lists its product as uncharacterized. Gene Ontology annotation, cellular component: RNA polymerase II transcription regulator complex. Lineage: Eukaryota; Viridiplantae; Streptophyta; Magnoliopsida; Solanales; Solanaceae. The transcript has 7 exons. Gene Ontology annotation, biological process: regulation of transcription by RNA polymerase II. The record is from RefSeq and is a predicted model, not a curated record. Gene Ontology annotation, molecular function: RNA polymerase II transcription regulatory region sequence-specific DNA binding; protein dimerization activity; DNA-binding transcription factor activity, RNA polymerase II-specific. Bases 1 to 1557 code for a protein of 518 amino acids.
AUGCUUGCCAUUUCUUCUCCUAUGUUUUCUACUAAUUAUAAUAAUUUUGGUUGGCUUUUGGAAGAUCCAAUUAGCCAACAAAUUAACAUUAAUCCCAUGGAACCUCUUCAUUCAUCAUCAUCAUCACAAAAAAACCUUCAACACUCUGAUUCAACUAAAUUUGAUCAGAUUACUAUCAACGGUGGUGAUCAUCAUCAACCUGAUCAGACGGUGAAGAAGCUUAAUCAUAACGCAAGUGAACGUGAUCGUAGAAAGAAAAUCAACGGCUUAUAUUCUUCUCUUCGUUCUUUACUUCCUCCUUCUGAUCAUACGAAAAAGUUAAGUAUUCCAUCAACAAUAUCAAAAAUUCUAAAGUACAUACCAGAGUUACAAAGUGAAGUGGAAAGAUUGGUUCAAAAGAAAGAAGAAUUUACAUCAACAACUAUUUCCAAUAAGGAAAAUUUAGGUGAUUUUAACAAGCAAAAAAGAAGAAGUGGAGGAAUUGAAAAUUCUUCAUUAGUAAUUUCAACAAGUAAAUUAGGUGACAAAGAAAUAGUGUUUCAAAUAUCAACUUUGAAGAUCAAUAAAGGUUCAAUUGGUGAGGCUAUUUCACAAUUAGAAGAUGAAGGACUUGUUCUACUAAAUGCAACUUCUUUUGAGACUUUUGAAGAUAGAGUAUUCUAUACCUUGCAUUUUCAGGUUGAAGGAAGUAUGGUGGCUGAUGUUGACAUGUUAAGAGACAAACUCUCAUAUUAUUUUGAGAAGGAAGACAACAAAACUGCUAAAGCAUCUUGUUUCGUAAGUCCAAAAAUGUUAGCCAUUUCUUCUUCUACUUCUCCUUUAUUUUCUACUGCUACUAAUAAUAAUUUUGGUUGGCUUUUGGAAGAUCUUAUAAGCCAUGAAUUAACAAAUAGUGGAGAAACUUCAAAUUCAUCUCAUAAUAAGAGCCUUCAACAUUGUGAUUCAAAUAAAUUUGAUCAAAUUAUUAUCAACGGUGGUGAUCAUCAUCAACCUGAUCAGACGGUGAAGAAGCUUAAUCAUAACGCAAGUGAACGUGAUCGGAGAAAGAAAAUCAACGGCUUAUAUUCUUCUCUUCGUUCUUUGCUUCCUCCUUCUGAUCAUACGAAAAAGCUAAGCAUUCCAUCAACAAUAUCAAGAAUUCUAAAGUACAUACCAGAGUUACAAAGUGAAGUGGAAAGAUUGGUUCAAAAGAAAGAAAAAUUAUCAACAACUAUUUUCAAUAGACAAAAUUUAGGUGAUUUUACCAAACAAAAAAGAAUAAAAGGAGGAAUUGAGAAUUCUUCAUUUGUUAUUUCAGCAAGUGAAUUAGGUGAUAAAGAAAUUGUGAUUCAAAUAUCAACUUUGAAGAUCAAUAAAGGUUCAAUUAGUGAGGCUAUUUCACAAUUAGAAGAUGAAGGACUUGUUCUACUAAAUGCAACUUCUUUUGAAACUUUUGAAGAUAGAGUAUUCUACACCUUGCAUUUUCAGGUUGAAGGAAGUAUGGUAGUUGAGGUUGACAUGUUAAGAGACAAGCUAUCAUCAUAUUUUGAGAAUGAAGAAAACUUAUUACGACAAUGAAUUUCUAGUUU